Molecule: messenger RNA, 1518 nt
Organism: Cryptococcus wingfieldii CBS 7118
Lineage: Eukaryota; Fungi; Basidiomycota; Tremellomycetes; Tremellales; Cryptococcaceae
Exons: 10
Coding region: 1-1518 (505 amino acids)
Biological process (GO): DNA damage response
Cellular component (GO): cytoplasm; nucleus
Molecular function (GO): phosphatase activity
Source: RefSeq, a predicted model, not a curated record
AUGAGUGCCGUCGACAAGUCCCAUCCCAGCGCCAAGGCGCCCCAGAAGACCAUGCUGAAUCUGGGAAACCUCCCCCCCAAGCUGAAGGCUUCUGAACUCAAGGCUAAUGCCAACCAAUACCCCCGUACUCCUUCUCGUGUCAACCCUAACCAGCCUCCUUGGCCUGCCUACCGUGGCUACCACGAAUACUCUUUCGCUCAUGCUACUAUGGGCGUACGACUGCCCACUAUUUUGGGCAAGGCUAUCGACGAUGUCUGGAAGACUAUCAACCAAGAGUACGACGAGGACCGUAUCGUCGAUCUUAUCAACUGCAUCAAGCGAUUGGAAAACCUCAUGGACGAUCUCCAAGGCAACAGCAAGCUGCGCCCCAUCAUUGACGACGGAGCGGGAGACAUUGCUCUCUGGAAUAAGGAAAUUGCCAAGUUUUUCCGAGGCAAGGACUUUAUGAAUGCCCCCUGGCUCUUCGCCGAGGCCUACAAGUACAGAAGGUUAAGGGAGUGCUUCUCUCUUUCCAAGUACUGGGUCGAUUAUGAUGUCUUCUUCCGCCAGAAGUGCGACACCUUCUCUCGAUCCAACACUGCAGUCUUUGAACUGUCUCAGCGAUUCCAGGAGCCUCGAACUCAUGCUGCGGAUAUCUCUGCGGAGGAAAAGAUCGAAAAGGACAAACUUUUGUUCCUCGAACUCACCCAAGUCUGCUUGUGGGGCAACUCCACCGACUUGUCUCUUUUGAUCGACAUGACCGAGGAUGACAUCAAGAAGCUGCAGUCUACCGGUGGUGACCAUCUUGCCGCCACGGAAAAGAACAUUUUGGGUAAUGACCUCCACAAGCUCGCCGACUAUGUCACCAAGCUCAAGGGCGGCCGAAUCGACUUUGUCUUGGACAACGCCGGUUUCGAACUCUACUGUGACAUGGUCUACGCCGACUGGUUAAUUCAGAGUGGUAUUUGCAACCAAGUCAUCUUCCACGGAAAGAAGAUUCCCUGGUUCGUUAGUGAUGUGACCAAGAAGGACUGGGAUUGGAUUCUCAACUCUUGUGUCUACGGUCACCUCUUUGAGGAGGCUUCGGAUGCCGAAGUCGAGUCUCUGAGGACUCUUGGUCACAGAUGGAAGCAGUACGAGAAGGAGGGCAAGUGGAAGUACGAGGCCCACCCCUUCUGGUGCACUGGUUACACUUUUUGGGAUCUUCAUUCCGAAGCCCCUGAUCUCUUCCAGCACCUCUCCGAUUCCGACCUCGUCAUCUACAAGGGUGAUCUCAACCACCGAAAGCUCACCUAUGACUGUCACGCUCCUCUCGAUACUGCCUUUGCCACCGCCAUCGGUCCCCUCGCUUCCGAAGCUGGCGCGCCCCCCGUCUGUUCCUUGCGAACCAUCAAGUCUGACGUCGUCGUUGGACUUCCUUCUGGUGUCGGCGAGAAGCUUGAUGAGGAGGAGCCCGGAUGGAAGAUCUCGGGCAAGUACGCCGUUGUAUUGCUCUCUGAAGGUAGAAAGGGCGAGGCUCCUGUCUUUGUGAAGGAUUAG